CGUAUAUAUCGACGCCUGGUGCAGUGUUGCUGAGGCCAUGGACGACGGUUCGUCAUGUCCGACCAACAGCGCCGGGCUUCUGCCGCUCUCCGCCGGCUCCCCGACGGCUGAGGGUCUCGAAGAGAAGCUGAGGCGAGUGCGCGAGGAGAACCGGCGGCUGGCCGGCACACUGGGCGCCAUACUCGCCGAUCGCCCCGACCUGCGUGCUCUCAUGAGGGCGCCAGCGUCAGCUGUCGCCUGCGCUAGGGCGCCGAGCGGCUCUGCCUCCAAUGCAGCGAGGGAGGAGGCCGCCGGCGUGACGGUGGAGCCGCGGCCCAAGGUCAGGACGGUCUGCGCGCGCGCGGAGCCGGCCGACACCGACGCCAACCUUAGCGUCAAGGACGGGUACCAGUGGAGGAAGUACGGGCAGAAGGUGACGCGCGACAACCCGCACCCAAGAUCCUACUUCCGCUGCGCGUUUGCUCCAUCUUGCCCCGUGAGGAAGAAGGUGCAGAGAGACGCGGAGGACACGUCAAAGCUAGUGGCGACGUACGAGGGCGAGCACAACCACGCUAGAUCCCCGGAGAGAGAAUUCGUCUGCAACGAGUCCAUAGCCAUAGGCCACAGGCCGUGCUCAGUCUCCAUUAACCCGUCCGGCCGGACGAUCAGGCUAGAAGAUAUGACGAACCAUGGGUCAGGAUCGAGGCUGGACCUGGAGACUAUCCGGAGGGAGGUUGUUACGCCUGAAUUUCAGAAGCUUCUAGUGGAGAAGAUGGUGAAUUCGCUCAAGAAUGAUGCAGAUUUCAUGCAUGCUCUAACGAAUGCGGUGGCUGAGAGAAUACUGGAAAUUAUUCCAGCCCGGCUAAGUUAAUGUGCCAAGUAGUAUUUAGGUGUGGAUAGAAAUAUCGACACAAUUUCUAUUAAAGUUAUAGUUUUUACGAGUUUUCUAUUCCUCAUUCAGCUAAAACUUGCUAAUCGUCGGUCGAUUUGAACACAGAGUAGUCAGGAGAGCAGAUCAGAGGCCAA
Molecule: messenger RNA, 1005 nt
Organism: Hordeum vulgare subsp. vulgare (domesticated barley)
Lineage: Eukaryota; Viridiplantae; Streptophyta; Magnoliopsida; Poales; Poaceae
Product: WRKY transcription factor WRKY62-like
Exons: 4
Coding region: 38-850 (270 amino acids)
Biological process (GO): regulation of DNA-templated transcription
Molecular function (GO): sequence-specific DNA binding; DNA-binding transcription factor activity
Source: RefSeq, a predicted model, not a curated record